GUCAACAUUGGAAUUGUGAGAAAAGGCAUAAGGAGGGAGAAAAGAGAGAUUCUCCUCUUCCUUUUACUCUCAGGCCCCUAUUCGUUUCUCAAAUUUCACAUUCUGCAAUCACAGUCUCAGUUUCACUCUCAGUCAUGUUUCAACCACCCCCUUCCUCUGCCAUCAAACAGCAUUUGGUUCAUACAAAUGCGCUAUCCAUCCAAGGGGCUUCUUCCGCACUGGUGCCAGUGGAUUUGAAUGAAAACACUGUCAAGGCAGAGGAGAAUGUGCAAAAUGAAGAAUUUCUUCAAGCACAAUCCUUCAUGCGACACUCCCAGAAACUUGAAGAAGAACUACGUACGUUAGGGAUGAAAAUUAAGCAGCAUGAGAACAACCUAAAUCAUUUGAAUACUGAGAAAAGCAAAUUAGAUGACUCCAUUCUUCAUUUGCAAGUUACUGUUGGGAAAUCAGAGUCUUCAAGUAAGGCCACGAUAGGUGAUAUGGAAAAUCCCCUCCCUACAAAUGAUGAGGAAGUAAAUAAACAGAUAUUGCAUAAUGAAAAAUCUGCUGCUGGUAUUUUGUGCCAGCUGAAGAUUCGUCAUGGAGCUAAGGCUUCUGAUCUUACAUUGACUAAGGAUGUUGUGGGUAUUGUUGCUACACUGGGUAAAGUUGAGAAUGACAAUCUUAGCAGACUUUUCUCGGAGUAUCUAGGAGUGGAGACUAUGCUGGCAAUUGUUUGUAGAACUUAUGAAGGGGUUAAAGCUCUUGAAUCAUAUGAUAAGGAAGGCUGCAUAAAUAAAAAUUAUGGUCUUCAUGGGCUAGGUGCCUCUAUUGGAAGGGCUUUGGAUGGUCGAUUUCUAGUGAUAUGUCUUGAAUCUUUGAGGCCCUAUGCUGGUAAUUAUGUGGUUAAUGAUGCACAACGGAAGUUGGAUAUUUUAAAUCCAAGAUUGCCCAAUGGAGACUGUCCAGCCGGAUUUCUUGGCUUUGCAGUGAAUAUGAUUCAUGUAGACAACUCCAACCUAUUUUGUGUAACUCCCAGUGGUUAUGGCCUCAGAGAAACUCUCUUUUAUAAUCUCUUUUCUCGUCUACAAGUAUACAAGACAAGGGCCGAAAUGAUACAAGCACUUCCUUGCAUAAGUGAAGGAGCUCUUUCCUUAGAUGGAGGGAUGGUUAGGAGUUGUGGUGUAUAUUCCUUGGGCAAUAGGGAAGAUGUUGAUGUGAGAUUUGCCCGACCUGAAAGAUCAACAGGGCUUGAUAGCCACCACAUUGAAAUUGAGAGAGAAUUGAAGGAUGUCAAAUGGAAGAAAGAAAAGAUUCUGGAGGAAUUAAAAAGGGAACAGCUGUUGUUGGACAUGACGAGGUUCAAUUUCAAUAAAAAGAAGACUGAUUAUCUCAAGUAUUUGGCACAAAGUUCAUCAGAUGCCACUCAGUUAUGCUACUUCAAUCUAAUGGCACCAUCAGGCUCAGACCGCUCCUGACAGAUUCAUAUCUAGAUGAUUGAAUUAAGGCUGACAGCAUACUAUGAAGAAGAGAGUCUGUGGCUGGCAAUUUGUUGCUUGUAGCUAUACCAUUUUGUAAUGUGGCUCUGGAAGGAGAAUGUUCUCAUUUUGACUUCUUAAAAUUGGAAGAUAAAUUUUGGAUAGUAAAACAAACACAUUGUUUUUCUGAAGCUGGAGGUCUUUCUUCAGUUAAGGCUUUAAUUUUAAUCAAGUUUUGCUGUGAAGAAAAAUCAGAUUAGCCUUCCAGACACUGGUAUCAGAUUUACCUGUCAGUAUGCAUGAUUAUCCUUCGAGACAAGACAUACAGUCUAGGAUAACCUUUUCUUGGUUCUUUGUAUAUCUGUUAGCCCAUCCUACUCCUGAAUUGAGUGUGAUUUGAGGCUGUGAAUAUUGUACAUCUCUGUUAACCAUUUUUCCGCUCGUAGUUUUAAAAUUUUUCAUUCAACU
Messenger RNA from Cajanus cajan (pigeon pea), 1925 nucleotides. It is a transcript of the gene DMS3, whose product is annotated as defective in meristem silencing 3. NCBI's taxonomy places the organism in Eukaryota, Viridiplantae, Streptophyta, Magnoliopsida, Fabales, Fabaceae. The record is from RefSeq and is a predicted model, not a curated record.